Messenger RNA from Pelmatolapia mariae (spotted tilapia), 9440 nucleotides. It is a transcript of the gene nsmfb, whose product is annotated as NMDA receptor synaptonuclear signaling and neuronal migration factor b. Gene Ontology annotation, cellular component: cytoplasm; nucleus. Gene Ontology annotation, biological process: positive regulation of neuron migration; regulation of neuronal synaptic plasticity. The transcript is spliced from 16 exons. Bases 710 to 2572 code for a protein of 620 amino acids. NCBI's taxonomy places the organism in Eukaryota, Metazoa, Chordata, Actinopteri, Cichliformes, Cichlidae. The record is from RefSeq and is a predicted model, not a curated record.
UAUGCUGUCACACCAACCCAAAUGUUACCAAAUUUGAGUCGUUUUAUGUAAAAGCUUUGCCACAUCUCACUGAUAUGUCCCCUCAGACAGAGAAUUUUAAAAAGCCCCACUCACGAUGAAAUCACGAACUGUUGGAAACAAAGUAAAACACAAGAAGUAUCUCAGCGGGUUUAAAAUGUGAUAUUACUGCUUGCGCCCGUCUGUCCCCACAGUCUCUGAAUGCCACACGCGUUGUUUGCAGAUAAUAAGCGGCGUGAUUACUUGUGGACUCGAGUGUCCACACCUCUUUUCAUCUCACAUACACCCGUGUAAUGAAGCAGCGUGUUCUCCUCCUCUCGCUGCUGCCCACCCCGCACCUGUCCGCGCUGUGCGGCAGCCACGAGGGCUGCUCUUCCUUUUAUGGUCUGGCUUCCUUUGUGGACGCGUUAGUUGGAUGAGGAGAGCAGAGCAGAGCGCGGUGGUCCACAUUCCCCGCAUCUUCCAGUUGCGCUCCUGCGCUUUACGCAGAGUCCGCGGCUCCUCUGGAACACUCAGCUUUCUCUUUCUAAACACCGAGAUGAACAUGAGAUGAUUGAGCUCGUGGGCCGUGCGCACUGAUGCUUCUCAUUUUGCCGUUUCCUCGCGGUUUUUUCCUCUCCUGUCUGCAUCCUUCGCCGACCAAUCUGUGGAAUGGUCUGCGUUUUUUCCCCUGGGUUGUUUCCACUUCAGCAUGGGAACUGCGGUGUCCAAAAGGAAGAAUCUGAGGAGUGAUGCGAUUUCUUCCGUGGCCGCAAAAGUUAGAGCAGCCAGAGCAUUUGGAGAAUACCUGUCCAAUACCAAUCCAGAGAACCGCAACGGAGCAGAUCAUCUACUGUCUGACACUUUCUCUGGCCAGGACUCUCCAGACGUCAGUCACUUGCAUAACAACAAUCUGCCACCACAGAGCCGUUGUUUACCCAUAGCUAAACCCACCCAGUCCAGCCAGUCUAAUCCCAGCACUAACCCACAGUCUCAAUCUCAAGUCAACACUCUCCAGGCUCAAGCAUCACUUGGCCCCUCCAAACGGCGACUCUCUGCUGAACGCAGUCUUUCCAUAGAGGACCCACCUGCUGCCAGGGGCUCACAGGGGCCUGUUGCUGUGAAGCCAGCCAGGGUGUACACAAUCACCAGGGAAGGCGGGAUGACCCUCGGGGGCCGUGGCAGUGAGGAGAGCCUGGAGUUGGAGGUGCUGAAGGGCUCCCGGGAGCAGCCUCUCUCACAGAGCACUUCUGCUGCCAGUCAUGGCCUAUCCUGCACCAGCCAGCCAACCGCCUCAGCUGCCCGUGGCAGCCAUCACCGUAGCAGCCAUCACCGCAGUAACCAACAUCAUGCCCAGCAGCAUCACGGAGGCCCAAUGUCAUCAUCGCAGCCGCUGCAGAGCUCGGGUAGCGCUGGCAACAUUCGUGAUUGGGGAAUGAGGAGAGGUGGGUCGCGGGAUGACUACACCCCAGACUGCGUUGCCUGCAUUCGGGCUCCAUGCCAAAGUCAGCGCUCCCUGGACCUAGAUACCUCACCCCGAGAUGGAGGGAAGCAACGCAAAAAACUGGAGAGAAUGUACAGCGAGGACAGAGCAUCUACAGAUGACAGGGAGGACAAUCCUAACAGCUGGUUCCCCAAAGAGAAUAUGUUCAGCUUUCAGACAGCCACCACCACCAUGCAGGCAAUAUCGGCUUUCCGAGGCAUUGCUGAGAGAAAGAGACGGAAAAGAGAGCAGGAGGCAGCCACCAUGAUGGAGAGAAAUUUUCGCAAGCACCUUCGGAUGGUGGGCAGUCGCAGGAUGAAGGCCCAGACCUUCGUCGAUCGUCGAGCCAAGAGCUUCAGCCGCUCGUGGAGUGACCCCACCCCCGUCAAGCCUGAGUCACUGCAUGAAUCCAGAGACAGUGGCGAGCUUCAGACCUCCUCAGGGACGCUGGAUGAAGGGCUGGACGAGGAUGCCGACUGGGAGGAGGAGAGGGAAAUGGAAAGAGUGGCCUGCGACGGAGAAGACUUUAUUCCUCCCAAAAUCAUGCUGAUAUCUUCCAAGGUCCCAAAGGCUGAAUAUGUUCCCAACAUAAUUCGUAGGGACGACCCCUCCAUCAUCCCCAUCCUUUAUGACCAUGAACAUGCCACAUUUGAUGACAUUCUGGAGGAGAUCGAGAAGAAGCUGACUGCCUACAGGAAAGGCUGUAAAAUCUGGAACAUGCUCAUUUUCUGCCAGGGAGGUCCGGGACAUUUAUACCUGCUGAAGAAUAAAGUGGCAACCUUUGCCAAGGUGGAGAAAGAAGAAGAUAUGAUCCAGUUCUGGCGGCGGCUCAGCAGGCUGAUGAGCAAGCUGAACCCAGAGCCCAACCUCAUCCACAUUAUGGGCUGCUAUGUGCUGGGAAGUGCUAAUGGAGAAAAGCUUAUUCAGACUUUGAAGAGGUUGAUGAGACCCACCUCCGUUGAAUUUAAGUCUCCACUAGAGCUGUCGGCACAGGGCAAAGAGAUGAUCGAAAUGUAUUUUGACUUCCGCUUGUUUCGCCUGUGGAAAAGCCGCCAGCACUCCAAGCUACUGGACUACGACGACCUCUUGUGACACCACCCAGUGUUCUGUUGGCUUGUCGGCCAGUUAUUGCGAAUCUGAGCCUACCUUUGUACGGUGUCAAGGCAUUUGGUUGAAGUGGGGGGGCUCCUCUCCUCUCCAGAGAGGUUCCUAGACCGGCUCUGUGUGCGCAGCUGGAAGCUGGAGCAACAGUGGAGGCAGCAGCAGUUGGGUCUGUUUUUGUAAGCCCUUCUGAAGCGACGGGGUGUGGCCCUGUAGAUUCAGCCGGCGGUGUGCUUUCUCUCCUGCACCUAUUUUCACUUUCUGCCUCUGCCUAACCCUAGAAAAGAGAAAGAAGGGGGACAAGAGUGAGUUGGAGAAGCAAGUGACUCAUCAUCCUAGCCUAAAUGUGUCAGAAACGCCAACUACACUUAGAUUUCUGAGUUCAGAGAGACUAUUAGAUACAAGAGUGACAGUGGAGAAUCUCUGUCUGAGAUUUGAGGAUGUUUUUUUCUUGUCCCACCUUUAGCCAACCUAUCUGCUCUUGUUAGGAGGCUUAUAAGGAUGGAUUUAUAAGUUAUUUACAAAGGAAUUAGAGCUUAUAUGUAAAUAAACAAGUGCUUGCUAGAGCAUUAGAGAAUACAUUUUCAGCAUCUCUCUCCAUGCUGUCAUGUGAUAAUCUGGACAUGUGAUUAGUCAUUUUAAGAAUUAGAGUUGUCUAUUUACUGCAGUCUUUUUUUAAACCUUCAUAUAAAUGUAAUAGUAUUUCUUACAGACUGUUGUAAUAACUCAGGUCAAAUUCUUUUGUUUUCUACUAAGAAUUGUACUCACCUGUACAACAUACUGUAGAUCAGAAUCAAAGGCCUUCAUACUCCACACAGAGUCAUCUUCAGUGGAACAUCAGGGAUGAGCGGAGCUUUUCUCCAUUUUCAUCUCGCCUUUUGAGUCAGCUGUAGCCAAACAGACAGAUGCAUCCAUGCAUGUUUUUCAUAACAUUACAGCAUUAUGUUUUAGCCCACUGAGCCACUGCUAGCUGAUUUUUCUUGAGCUAUUGGUUCGUGGGCUCAAAGCCUUUUGCAGUGUUUGUAUUGCACAUGUGCAUUCAAACCCUUCUUGCAUAGUUAGCCUGUAAAGAGGUUUCACUUGGAGGCUGACAUCACACUCUUUACAGUGAGUGUAAUUUAUAUAGUGCAUAUUUAGUUCAUUCCAACAGUUUUUCACAUUUUUGGAGAACUUUCAUUCUUUAUUUAGCUUGGACAUCCAGUGGAGUGGUAGGGGCGAUGAUAUCCUUUGACUUAUUUUUGUUUCCCCUCACCACCAGCUUGUUGUUUCCAUCUCAAUAUACUCUUAAUCUUAAUCAUAUAACAGCAACAAUGUGUCCCAAACGCUGUCUUUGCCAUGCUUAUUCCCAGCAUUACAGUCCACUGUAAAAUGUUUUGCUGUAGCAAGAUUUUAAAGAUGCACUGGUGUGAUUUUGUGUUUUGCUACCUUACAGUUGGGACGUUUCAGUCAGACUGACAAAAGCUGAAGCAGCAGAGGCUGAGAUAGCUUCAUCUUCAUUCUUCUGAUUGUUCCAUUUGCAAGAUCCUACAUUUCCCACAAUGCAACAUGACUGCUUUUUUUCUCGAGCUCCUCUUGGAAUGACAAAUGUCUGAAUUCUAAACUUAAACUUUGUGUGACACAAAGUUUUGUGGUACUGUUUUUUCUUUUCUUUCUUUCAAAAAAUGUGUCAUCCAAGCUAAAUGACAUCAUCUGUAGGAAUAUUUAGCUCCACUCAGGGGCUUAGUGUUGUGUAGAUCCACAAAUACAAUAAUGCCAUAUAGCUGAUCAUUGCACACUUAGUUUACAAUAAUAAUAAAAGUUUUGGGGGACUGUGCUGUUUAGAAAUACAUGUACUGGUAUUGAAUAUGAGUAUUGAAUAUGAGUAAAAAUGGACAGGAUGAGUGAAAUUUACAUUGUUUCGUCUCAAACUUGUGCUAAUGUGGUCAUGUCCUCUGUUAUAUAAUCACUUUUUCCUCCCUUCUGCACCCUCAGACCAAAGCACUCUUUCUUAUCCGCAGCGCAAGCUGAGAAAAAGUGCUUUGUUUCUUGUUUCUUCCGUGCAGUUUGCUCGCAGAAUGAAAAUUAGUGUUUGGAUUUGGGAUGAGUUGUGAUAUUUUUAAAGUAACACAAGGUGUAUUGUUCAUGAUAUGUUUACUAGUCUCUUAUACUGUGUCCUGUCUGCAUUGUAAACAUAGUUCACUGCUUAUUUUUCCACAAAUUCCAAGCUUUGUUGCAGCUUCUUGGGCCAUCCAUGUCAGCUGACCUGGAAUUAGUUUUCAUGAAGCAGUCUUGAUAGGUAGAAAUUACAAAAGAAAUCUGAAAUCUAUUUUAUUUACUACAUUUAACUACCAAACAGCUUAAAAUAUGCCCCUGUUAUUUAACUGUUAUUGUGAGAGUUUUUGUGUUCAUGGGACCGAAAUCUCAAAUUUAGAAUAGUGGGUCAUAAUUAUGAGUGGUAUUGGAUAAGCUGCUGAGAUAAGGUCUCUGACAUGUUUGAUUGAAUGCAAUCUUCUUCCACAUAUACCUGUUACCAUGACAUUUGCUAUGUUUGCUGUGUCUUAAAUCACAUACUUCUAUAUUUACACUCAUUAAUUUGAGUUCGACAUUGUGUUCACAAUAUCAAGUACUGCUCCACAAAGUGCUGCUUGAGUACCUAGAAAUGUGGAACAUUUCUCGAGUUCAAGGGUCACUGUUAGCUAGCAGAUAGACUGCUAGCAGAUAGACUGCUAGCUAACUGGUAGUCCUUCCGUAAGAGUUUUUUUUUUUUUUGUUAAGGGUAGAUUUUUUUUCUUCAGGCACUGAAACUAGCUUUGUUAAAUUGUUUUGCAUAUUGCAAAUGCCAUUAAUGGUGAGUGCAUGACUGGUCAGCUUUGAUUUGAAACAAGCCUACCUGGUAAAUCCAUUUACUAAACAAGUAGCUAUAUAGUGUACAUAAAGCACUAAAUGAAAAAGUAUUUGAAUUACUUAAACAGGCAGGGAUACAAUGCUGCUACAUACUCUUUUAUUCCACAAAGCAUGUAUCACCCAAUCUCUGUCACAAGCAUUGUGAUAAUUUGGUGUAAUCAAAGGAAAAACGAAGACCUUUCUAGUUCCAUGGCUGCUCCUGGUUUGCACCAUUAAGUCAUGCAGCAUACUGUCUCACAUGGCAUCUGGGUCUUCGAAUUACCUCAAAUGCAGAGAGAACCAGGGAUUUAUUUGUUAGGGAAUAUUUAAUGAUAUUUUCUCUACUGCUACCUUUUUAAUUUUCAUAAAUGUUAUGCUCAGUUGAAAAUAUUGUACAUUUUCAUUGUACAGUUUGUGUUUUCUUUUUUUGUUUGGUGUUGGUGGAUUAUGUGUAAGGACUUCAUUAUACUUUCCAUGUGAGUGAGUCUAUUAGGCUCAGGUUGGGUCUAAAUGAUUUUGUCAUGAGACAGUGAGCCAGUCUAUGCAGAUGUCUGCAUGCCUGGCUCUUUUUUGACUGUGGACACUGGAGAUUUUACAUUACUGGACAACAACCAGAUGGCAGACUUCAAGCGGACGUAUAAGAAUUACGACAGGGAUGACUUCUUGGCUCUCAUGUCUCCUGUACAUGUCUGAAACAUAGUAUAAUCAAUGCUUGGAGCAAAGUUACUGAAGGUAAACAUUUCCUCAGCUGUUCUUUUGUCAAAUUCCUCCAGGAAACCGAAAACCAUAUAACAACCGCCUGGUUAUUGGCAAUCCAUCUAGGGCUGGACUCAGCGGUAGGGUUUGCGUUAAUGUCCACCCUGUUUGAUAGAAUUUUCUUAUUUGGAAUAUUCAAAUGGAAAAGCUUUAAACAGAAAAAAAUGUGCCUAAAACAAUACCCAACCCUAAACCACCCCCAGGUGUGUCAGCGAAGAUAUGAUGUUUUGUUUAUGAUAUCAGUUUUAAGUGACCUCUAGUUUGAGUGCUGGCCUUAACUGCAACUUAUUAGAAGCAGCGCCAGGUUGUUAACAUUAAUGCACAAUAUUGAGUGCUGAGUGUGUUAGUGCUGUGGAAAUGUGCAUUAUGCUAAACUGGUCAUCUGUUCUAGAACAGGUAAUCCCUCUCCUCCUUUGUUAUUCAAUCAGCCUUUGAUUGUGUUUGCUGAUCAAACCGCCAACUGUUACUUCAAACAGGAGGCGGCUGUUCAGUAUUUAAAUUGUAGUAGUAUUUUACAGCCGUUGUGUACAGUCUGGCUAGUUUUGCAUGUUCACCUUGUUUACAUUAACGUCAAAGUUAGUUGAGGUUGGUGUAAGUUAGUGUAACUCUCAGGCAAUUAUACAACUUUGAAUGUUUCUUUUCCCUUUGUUCAGGCUUUAUGAGCGUUUUGGACUUAUCAUGUGAGGUCGUGCCUGUCCUUUGUGCCCAGUGAUCUCUUUGCUUAAAGAUGGUUCUGAUCUUAAAAAUCGUUGUACAUUCAUGACUUUCCUUCAUGAAGAUAUGUAUUCAUUUAAAGAUCAAAUACUUUCCCAGUUUGUAUUCUGUAGCAGUAAUCUGUGUAAGAAUAUUUCUGUAUUGGUAUUUCAAUUUGUAUAUUUGUAUGUACAAGAGCAUUGUUGGAGGUACUGUACGAGAUACCUUUGGAUUUUAAUGACUGUCUUACAAUUCUGUGGACAGAAACAGACACUGCAGUGUGUGCAGUGUGCUCGCUGCUCGGCUCCUUUAUAUUCUGCAGCAGUUUAGCGCAGCCCCAGUUCUGCUCAUACGACCCUCUUCUUUCUCCUCUGCUGCGAGUUUAAAUAAAGGUCAAAGCCCAGAGCCUAAUUACACACCUCUGUUCGACACUUGUAACCACAUCUUAAGUCGAGGUGUUUAAUCGUGCUCUUAUACUAGAAACUGGCACAAGUUUGAUGGAUUUCUAAUGAGUUUUCUGAUAACAAAGACAACAGAGACUUUACUGGAGAUUCAUUAUCUGCUGUCAAGCCCACAACAUUUUCCCCAUGGCUCUGAUCAGAUAAAACACUUAGCUCUCUUGCUGGAACAUAACGCAUCAGUGCUAACAUGAAGGAAGAGCCCAAGCAGUGUAAAACAACUCGCAGACUUUGUAGACUAGAGCGGUUUUGAGUCACGCUGAAGCAUUUCAUUCCCAUGGCAAAGUCAGGUAAUGUAGGACAUCAGAGAUAAUAGAUCAGAUCUUUGAAUAUUACCAGUCAAACACCAAACAGAAUUUUACAAUGCUGCUACAAAAAUCUUUUACAUGAAACAAUUAGGCUGAUUGGUUUGAACUUACUAAGACGAGUUGAGCAAAGAUUUUUAUUAAAAAAAAAAAAAAAAAGAUCAUUGUUCCAAAAACCUGCACUGUACUGAAAAAUGAUAGUUAUAGUAUAUUAUGUCAUUUUGAGAAAUAUUCAAAUAAUAACCUUUGCUUUGAGGAUAAUUGCUUUAAGAAGCAGAGUGACUCUUCCAUUAAGUAAAUUGGGUCAAAAAGGUUAGACUACAUGAGUUUUUCUGCUGCUUGCCAGAAUUGCAGGUUAGACAUUUCUGGCAUUUUUAGUGCUUAAAAAUAUGAAAGUUUACGCAGUGACUACAUAUCAACCACAGUUAUCUUGAACUGGCCAUUGUCACAUACACAGACUACGAAAACUCCAGUAUCACAGAAUCACACAAUGAAAGUCAAUAAUUAUGCUUUGUGAUUGGAGUAGUAAUUGCCUUAUUUUUUAUGAAAUGAAGGCAUAAUCAAUUUUCUUUCUCAGUUGUCCCCUUUCACUUUUGUUUGUCCCUAUCAUUUAAAUAUGAUCAGCAAGUGGAAAAACCCCUAACCAAGGUCACAUAAAAUACUUCUGAAGAUAAUACUUAAUCUAAUGGGAGAAAUUUUGUUUCCAAAUAUCUAAAAUCACUGAGAGAAGCUUCAGUGUCAGGUAUCUAUAGGCUACUGGGUUUGUUACUAGAGUAUCCGCCCCAUUCAGAAACAAAGCAUACAUUAUUUCAUUAACAAUGUUAUUGAUCAGCAAUAUUGACCAGUGUCGCUUUAAGAUAAAAAGUAAACACCUGUACAUAUUGGCAGUGGAGAAAGCAGGAAACAUCAUAUUUUUUAAAGGAGUCGAGCGGCGACUGCCUUGGCAAACUUCGGUGUGGGAAAACUCUGGCAGUAAAACAUGACUCAUAUCUAGGAUGUUAAGCCUCUUCUAAUGAGGUCAGGUAUUCAUAUACGUGCAGAUGUAUUUCAGGGGGAAAUGACCACACGCAGUUUGACUUGUCGUGAUGGUUCACCGAAGCAGCCAUUUCCAUUUCUUGAGAGGAUAAUUACAUAAAUCAAGAGCUUGAGCUUUGCCUCCUCUCUUGUUAUUUUCCACGUGAAACUGUGUGUCAUAUUGACAAUAGCAAAGAUCGCUCAAAUUAUUAUUAAGCAUUGUUGUGCCCUCCCUGCUGCUUUGUUCCAGUUUCAGUGAAGAUUUCCAAGGCUCAGUUGGGAAUGAGUGUGAUGAGGAUGAUGAAAUGACGCUGCUUUGAUUGCCCUGACAUCUCCAGUUGGGCUGUGAUUGUAUUUCUGGAAGUUUUGAAAAUAAUAUGUCUAUGUAAUGUCUGUGUCAUUUUGGAUCAACUUCUAAAUAAUUUAACUGAGCAUUACAUUUUGGAAUAGAUUUUUUAGUCCAACACAGUAGAGUGUGAGAUUUAUAUAUGUUACAGUAAGCUUCAUCCAUGUGUAUGGAUAGAGAAAAUCUUAAAGGUAUGAUAGCAAUUAACAUUACUGCAUAUAGUGAUUUUGAUACUAGCAUAAGUUAAAACUAUUAUCUGGGUAGCUUUCCUGAGCUUUGGGGUUUCUUCCUUAGAAUAGACAUUAGAGAAUGCUGCUUAUUUAAAGGGCAAUGUGUUGUAUCUGAACUAAUAGCAAGGAAAUGUUUUUGCAUUGCACAAUGUUGGUAAUAACCUGUGAGAAAAAGUAUUGUUUCUGCAGCAUUUC